UGGUCUGGCAUCAAUGCUUGAAGGCCAAAGAAUAAAAUUGAAAUUAAAUUAAUAAAUGGAGAAGGCUAGGGAGUGGAGGAAGUUCAUCCCCACACGACUCUAGGUGCCUGAUAGAACUUCCAGACGCGACUAUGCUCAUGCCAACGACUGCCACGAGGCAAUGACAUGCGAAACGAGCUCUUGCGGUGCUUACCUCUUUGUCUCUGAAAUUGCUGUGCCCGCCUUGUCAUAUGUCGGUCUGCUUUUCGAUUUAUGUCGGAUUAUAAAAAUCAAGCCUCUAGUUUGUCCAGUAGAGUACGCAAGAUAUGUCGACGGUCUGAGAACGAUUAGGGAUAAUGAUGCCGGUUGAGUAGGUAUGAAAGCUGGCGAGCUGGACUGAAA
Messenger RNA from Aspergillus caelatus, 381 nucleotides. RefSeq lists its product as uncharacterized. NCBI's taxonomy places the organism in Eukaryota, Fungi, Ascomycota, Eurotiomycetes, Eurotiales, Aspergillaceae. The record is from RefSeq and is a predicted model, not a curated record. The transcript has a single exon. Bases 161 to 349 code for a protein of 62 amino acids.